AUGAUUCAAAAUGAUAUUGCUUUGCCUCCGACCAUAGGAGAGGAUGACACUCCAAAGUCCAGGGAGUCUGUUGCUACUGUUGCUUCAUCGCACACUAUAUCGACAGCAACGGGCCCUACAACCACAGCUAGCACCACCACCACCACCAACAACAACAAACACAAACACAAUAACACUAGUAACAGCAGCAGUAGCCAUAAUAGCAAUGCAAACCAAAUACAUUCUCAAUCCAAGAGUAUAUGGAUUUUCCCAGAAUCACAAGUACUAAAUCGCACACCUAGUCGAAUACAAUCAAGAAUUACAUUACCACAAGAACUUCGGAUAAAAGAAUCAAUGCAUGAGUUUGUUAUACGACUAGGCACGAAACUAAAAGUUGAUGGUCCAACAUUACUUGCAACUACAGUCUAUUUACAUCGAUAUUACAUGCGACUUCCACUUUCAUCUUCGAAGUAUUAUGUUACUUCAGCUGCAUUAACCAUUGCUUGCAAAUUGAAUGAUAAUUAUCGCCAACCGGAUAAAGUCAGCUUGUACGCAUGUAAUGUCAAGAACCCACAUCCUCCAGUGAUUAAAGACAAUGUUAAACUACCUCCUCCUCCUAUUGAUGAACAAAAUGAAUAUUAUUGGAAAUGGAGAGAUCAGUUAUUAUAUCGUGAGGAGUUGAUUCUUCGUAAACUUCAAUUCAAUUUAAAUUUCACAUCACCUUAUUUACUCCAAUUUAAAAUUUCAAACAAGAUGCAUCUAGGUAUGGGUCAUUUAUUAUACAACAAGAGGAAAGAUAUCUUAAAAAUGACAACAACACUAAUCGAAUUAUUAUCAAGUUUACCGAUCAUACUAUGUUACGACAUGAAGGAAAUUUUCGCCACAUGUUUUGUAAUCACCAUUGUUGAAGGUAAAUCAAGAUUUGAUAAAGAUUUACAAAUACCGGAAAAUUUCCUACCACUGAUUAUUGGAGUUGAUGUGGAUGUGGCUCUACAUUGUUUUCAAUUUAUAAAAAAAUUGUUGCAUUGUUCACAGGGAGAUUCGCAUGUGAUUAGUAAUAAAGCAGCUGCUAAACGAUUGUUGCCGAUUAAAUCACAUUAUUUUGAAGAUGUCGCUCGAGGAAAAUGA
Messenger RNA from Lodderomyces orthopsilosis Co 90-125, 1107 nucleotides. RefSeq names its product Bur2p (gene BUR2). NCBI's taxonomy places the organism in Eukaryota, Fungi, Ascomycota, Pichiomycetes, Serinales, Debaryomycetaceae. Gene Ontology annotation, molecular function: cyclin-dependent protein serine/threonine kinase activator activity. Gene Ontology annotation, biological process: regulation of transcription by RNA polymerase II; positive regulation of DNA-templated transcription, elongation. The record is from RefSeq and is a predicted model, not a curated record. The coding region runs from base 1 to 1107 and encodes 368 amino acids. Gene Ontology annotation, cellular component: cyclin/CDK positive transcription elongation factor complex; nucleus. The transcript has a single exon.